Molecule: messenger RNA, 2802 nt
Organism: Paramecium tetraurelia
Lineage: Eukaryota; Ciliophora; Oligohymenophorea; Peniculida; Parameciidae
Exons: 3
Molecular function (GO): protein binding
Source: RefSeq, a predicted model, not a curated record
AUUAAUGGUCUUGACUUUUAUAAUAAAAACUAUUCAGCAGAAGAAUAUAAGGAAACUAGAAAAAAAUUAAUUACUAAAAUAGCGAAAGAAAAUGAUAUUAUUGAAUUAUUAAAAUUUAUAGUUCACCUUACUGCCAUAGAUGAGAGUUUAAUUUAAUGUGGAUCUAAUUCCCUUAAUCUAUUAGUAGAAAUGUAGAUAGAUCUAAAAGAAUAAUGCUUUGAAAAUAUCAGAAUUCAAGAUACUUCAUUGAGAAAGGCAAAUUUUGUGAGAUGUAAUUUGAGCUAAUCUGUUUUUUAUAAUGUAGACAUUAGUGGAAUGAACUUGAGUGGAGCAUAGUUAUUUAAUUGUAAAUGGACAAACAUAAAAAUAAAUGAACUGAAUUAGUUAUAGGGUCAUAGUAGUACUGUUUAGUCAGUAUGUUUCUCUCCUGAUGGCACUAUAUUAGCAUCAGGUAGUUCUGAUAAUUCUAUCCGAUUAUGGGAUGUUAAAACAGGAUAAUAAAAAGCCAAAUUAGAUGGUCAUUCAAGUUGUGUUAAUUCAAUUUGUUUCUCUCCUGAUGGUACUACAUUAGCAUCUGGUAGCUUUGAUAAUUCUAUCCGUUUAUGGGAUGUUAAGACAGGAUAAUAAAAAGCAAAAUUAAAUGGUCAUUCAGAUUAAGUUUAUUCAGUCGAUUUCUCUCCUGAUGGUACUACAUUAGCAUCUGGUAGCUAUGAUAAUUCUAUCCGUUUAUGGGAUGUUAAGACAGGAUAAUAAAAAGCAAAAUUAAAUGGUCAUUCAGAUUAAGUUUAUUCAGUCGAUUUCUCUCCUGAUGGUACUACAUUAGCUUCUAGUAGUUCAGAUAACUCUAUCCGUUUAUGGGAUAUUAAAACAAUAUAAUAAAAAGCCAAAUUAGAUGGUCACUCUGAUUAUGUUCGAUCAGUCUGUUUCUCUCCUGAUGGUACUACAUUAGCUUCUAGUAGUGCAGAUAAGUCUAUUCGUUUAUGGAAUGUUAUGACAGGAUAAGCACAAGCAAAAUUAGAAGGUCAUAGUGGAACUGUAUAUUCAAUAUGCUACUCGCUUGAUGGUGCUAUAUUAGCAUCUAGUAGUGCAGAUAAGUCAAUCCGUUUGUGGGAUGUUAACAAAAGAGAAUUAUAAGCCGAAAUUGAAAGUCAUAAUAGAACUCAUUAUUCAUUAUGUUUCUCACCUGAUGGUAGUAUAUUGGCAUCUGGAAGUGAUAAUUCUGUUAAUAUAUGGGAUGUUAAAACAGGAUAGUAUAAAACAGAAUUAGAUGGUCAUAAUAGUACUAUUUAUUCAGUGUGCUUCUCUUUUGAAGGUAGGACAUUAGCUUCUGGAAGUAAUGAUAACUCCAUCCGUUUAUGGGAUGUUAAGACAGGAUUAUAAGUAGCAAAAUUCGAUGGUCAUAUAUGUUUUUCACCUGAUGGUACUAGAUUAGCAUCAGGUAGUUCUGAUAACUCUAUGAGAAUAUGGGAUGUUCAAACAGGAAUAUAAAAAGCCAAAUUAGAUGGUCAUAGUAGUACUAUAUAUUCAGUCAGUUUUUCACCUGAUGGUACUACAUUAGCAUCUGGUAGUUCUGAUAAUUCUAUCCGAUUAUGGGAUGUUGAGUUAGAAUAAUAAAAAGCCAAAUUAGAUGGUCAUAAUAGUACUAUAUAUUCAUUGUGCUUUUCACCUAAUGGUACUACAUUAGCUUCAGGCAGCUCUGAUAACACUUUGCGUUUAUGGGAUGUGAAGUCGGGGUAAUAAAAUAUCGAAUUAGUCUCUCACACUAGUACUGUAUAUUCAGUCUGCUUUUCCCCUGAUGAUAUUACAUUAGCAUCAGGUAGUGCUGAUAAGUCUAUCCGUUUGUGGGAUGUUAAGACAGGAAAUUAAAAAGCCAAAUUAGAUGGUCAUAAUAGUACUGUAUACUCAAUCAACUUCUCACCUGAUGGAGCAACUUUGGCUUCUGGGAGUUAUGAUAAGUCUAUUCGUUUGUGGGAUGUUAAGACAGGAAAUUAAAAAGCCAAAUUAGAUGGUCAUAAUAGUACUAUAUAAUCAGUAUGCUUCUCACCAGAUGGCAAGACACUGGCAUCUGGAAGUGAUGAUGAUUCUAUCCGUUUAUGGGAUGUUUAGAUAGAAUAAGAAAAGGCCAAACUAGAUGGCCAUAGUUGUGCUGUGUAAUCAGUAUGCUUCUCUCCUGAUGGAACUACAUUAGCAUCGGGAAGUGAUGAUAAAUCUAUUCGUUUGUGGGAUUUUUAGAAAGGUUAUUAAAAAGCCAAAUUAGCUGGUCAUGGUGGCAGUGUGAAUUCAGUAUGUUUCUCACUUGAUGGUACUACCUUAGCCUCCGGUAGUUCUGAUUACUCUAUCCGUUUAUGGGAAGUUAAGUCAGGAUAGUAAAAGGCAAAAUUAGAAGGUCAUAGUAGUGUUGUUUGGUAAGUAAGCUUUUCUUCAGAUGAGACAUUAGCAUCCGUUAGUUAUGAUAAAUCGAUCCGCUUAUGGGAUAUUAAGACAGAAUAAUAAAAAACAAAAUUAGAUGGCCAUGUUUGUAGCGUAUACUCAGUAUGCUUUUCACCUGAUGGUAUUAUGUUAGCAUCAGGUAGUGCUGAUAAGUCUAUCCGUUUGUGGGAUGUUAAGACAGGAAAUAAAAAAGCCAAAUUAGAUGGCCAUAAUAGUACUGUAUAUUCAAUCAACUUCUCACCUGAUGGAGCAACAUUGGUAUCUGGGAGUUAUGAUAAGUCUAUUCGCUUGUGGGAUGUUAAGAAAAAAUAAUAAAUAGCCAAUAUCAAUGGUCAUAGUAGUACUUACACUAUUAGCAUCAGGGAGUGCUGA